Geodia barretti is the source of this 312-nucleotide messenger RNA. The record is from the annotation of a GenBank genome assembly. NCBI's taxonomy places the organism in Eukaryota, Metazoa, Porifera, Demospongiae, Tetractinellida, Geodiidae.
CUCCAGACUGGUCCCUUCAGUCACAUUGUUACUAUUCUGGAGCGGAGCUCCUCAGCCCUAUUACUGUAUUGCAUCUUUAUCUUCCUCUUGCUAAAGCGGUUGCAAGAGACUGUAGCACAGACAAAAAUAGGCCAUGGGCACAUUCCUUUUGCUUCACACCUGUUAUGCACAUGUGGAAACUCUUUCUCCAAUAUACUAGGAACUCCAGGUAAAGACCAACUAAGAUUAUCUUUUAUUAUGCAGAGUCUUCCGCUCCUACUGUGCCAGGAAGCAGCACUUCCACCACUUAUAAUCCACUUAUAUAGCAGAUGA